CCGGGAGCAGCGGGCGGGCUGGCGGGCGUCCGGGCGCGGAGCCGGCCGGGGACCGGCGGCGCGCGGCGGCCGAGGUCCAGUGGCAGGAGGCGCGCGCCCGCUGGUGAGGCAUGCUGAGUUCCGGAGGCCGGCAAGAUGAGUGCGCAAGAAGCGGGCAGCUCCGGCCGUCGGCAGCAGGCCACCUACCAGCUGCACAUCUACCCGCAGCUGUCCAGCACUGGGAGCCAGGCCUCAUGCCGCGUGACCGCCACCAAGGACAGCACCACGACCGACAUCAUCCAGGACGUGGUGGCCAGCCUGGGCCUAGACGGCUCAAAGCGCUACGUGCUGGUGGAAGUGAAGGAAUCGGGCGGGGAGGAGUGGGUGUUGGAUUCCAGCGACUCGCCCGUGCACCGCGUGCUGCUGUGGCCACGACGCGCCCAGGACGAGCACCCGCAGGAGGAUGGCUACUACUUCGUACUGCAGGAGCGCAAUGCCGACGGCAGCAUUCAGUAUCUGCACAUGCAGCUGCUGGCCCAGCCCACAGCGGCCCGGCGCCUCGUGGAGCGUGGGCUGUUGCCAAGGCCUCAAGCCGACUUUGACGACCUGUGCAACCUGCCGCAGCUGACUGAAGCCAACCUGCUGCAGAACCUGAAGCUGCGCUUCCUGCAGCACAAGAUCUACACGUACGCAGGCAGCAUCCUGGUGGCCAUCAACCCCUUCAAGUUCCUGCCCAUUUACAACCCCAAGUACGUGAAGAUGUACGAGAACCAGCAGCUGGGCAAGCUGGAGCCGCAUGUGUUCGCGCUGGCUGACGUGGCCUACUACACCAUGCUGCGCAAGCGGGUGAACCAGUGCAUCGUCAUCUCGGGCGAGAGCGGCUCUGGCAAGACCCAGAGCACCAACUUCCUCAUCCACUGCCUCACGGCGCUCAGCCAGAAGGGCUAUGCCAGUGGCGUCGAGAGGACCAUCCUGGGUGCAGGGCCCGUGCUGGAGGCCUUCGGAAACGCCAAGACUGCCCACAACAACAACUCCAGCCGCUUCGGGAAGUUCAUCCAAGUCAACUACCUGGAAAGCGGCAUCGUGAGGGGAGCUGUUGUGGAAAAGUACCUGCUUGAGAAGUCACGCCUGGUUUCCCGGGAGAAGGACGAGCGGAACUACCACGUGUUUUAUUACCUGCUGCUGGGUGUCAGUGAGGAGGAGCGCCAGGAGUUCCAGCUGAAGCAGCCUCAAGACUAUUUCUACCUCAACCAGCAUAACUUGAAUAUUGAAGAUGGAGAAGACCUCAAACAUGACUUUGAAAGGCUUCAGCAGGCCAUGGAGAUGGUGGGCUUCCUGCCCGCCACCAAGAAGCAGAUCUUCUCCGUCCUCUCAGCCAUCCUGUACCUGGGCAACGUCACCUACAAGAAGAGAGCUACAGGCCGGGAUGAAGGCCUGGAGGUCGGGCCCCCCGAGGUGCUGGACACCCUGUCCGUGCUCCUGAAGGUGAAGCGGGAGACCUUGGUGGAGGUCCUGACCAAGAGAAAAACGGUGACGGCCAACGACAAGCUCAUUCUGCCUUACAGCCUCAGUGAGGCCAUAACUGCCCGAGACUCCAUGGCCAAGUCUCUGUACAGCGCCCUGUUUGACUGGAUUGUGCUGAGGAUCAACCACGCCCUCCUCAACAAGAAAGACAUGGAAGAGGCUGUUUCUUGCUUGUCCAUUGGCGUCCUGGACAUCUUCGGGUUUGAGGACUUUGAACGGAACAGCUUCGAGCAGUUCUGCAUCAACUACGCCAACGAGCAGCUGCAGUACUACUUCACCCAGCACAUCUUCAAACUGGAGCAGGAGGAGUACCAGGGUGAGGGCAUCGCGUGGCACAACAUUGACUACACGGACAAUGUGGGCUGUAUCCACCUCAUCAGCAAGAAGCCCACUGGCCUCUUCUACCUGCUGGACGAGGAGAGCAACUUCCCGCAUGCCACAAGCCACACCCUGCUGGCCAAGUUCAAGCAGCAGCACGAGGGCAACAAGUACUUCCUGGGCACUCCUGUCCUGGAGCCUGCCUUCGUCAUCCAGCACUUUGCGGGCAGAGUCAAGUACCAGAUCAAGGAUUUCCGAGAGAAGAACAUGGACUACAUGCGGCCUGACAUCGUGGCCCUGCUGAGGGGCAGUGACAGCUCCUACGUGCGCCAGCUCAUCGGCAUGGACCCUGUUGCUGUGUUCCGCUGGGCUGUGCUACGUGCUGCCAUCAGGGCCAUGGCUGUGCUGCGGGAGGCUGGACGCCUGCGGGCAGAGAGAGCUGAAAAGGCGGCAGGUAUAAGUAGCCCUGGCACUCAAAGUCACAUGGAAGAGCUACCACGAGGAGCCAACACCCCUUCAGAAAAACUGUACCGCGAUUUGCAUAACCAAAUCAUCAAGAGCCUCAAAGGACUGCCAUGGCAGGGCGAGGACCCGCGGAGGCUUCUCCAGUCCCUCAGUCGGCUCCAGAAGCCCCGCACCUUCUUCCUGAAGAGUAAAGGUAUCAAACAAAAGCAGAUCAUUCCCAAGAACCUGCUGGACUCCAAGUCACUGAGGCUCAUAAUCAGUAUGACUCUGCACGACCGAACCACCAAGUCGCUGCUGCAUCUGCACAAGAAGAAGAAGCCGCCCAGCAUCAGUGCGCAGUUCCAGGCAUCUCUUAACAAGCUGUUGGAGGCCCUGGGCAAGGCUGAGCCCUUCUUCAUCCGCUGCAUCCGCUCCAAUGCCGAGAAGAAGGAGCUUUGCUUCGAUGAUGAGCUGGUGCUGCAGCAGUUGCGCUACACAGGCAUGCUCGAGACCGUGCGCAUUCGGCGCUCAGGCUACAGCGCCAAGUACACCUUCCAGGAUUUCACGGAGCAGUUCCAGGUGCUGCUGCCCAAGGAUGUCCAGCCCUGCAGGGAGGCCAUUGCUGCCCUGCUGGAGAAGCUGCAGGUGGACGGCCGCAACUACCAGAUAGGGAGGACGAAGGUCUUCCUGAAGGAGACAGAGCGGCAGGCCCUGCAGGAGAGGCUGCACGGUGAGGUCCUGCGCAGGAUCCUGUUGCUGCAGAGCUGGUUCCGGAUGGUGCUGGAGCGCAGGCACUUCCUGCAGAUGAAGGGUGCUGCCCUCGCCAUCCAGGCCUGCUGGCGGUCCUACCGAGUGCGCCGUGCGCUGCAGAGGACUCAGGCUGCCGUGUACCUGCAGGCCACCUGGAGGGGCUACCUGCAGCGGCAGGCCUACCACCGCCAAAGGCGUAGCAUCAUUCGCCUGCAGAGCCUCUGCCGCGGCCACCUACAGCGCAGGAGCUUCAGCCAGAUGGUGUCAGAGAAGCAGAAGGCGGAGGAGCGAGCUGGGGCAGAGACCUCCGCGGGCGGGCCGGGCCCUGUGGCCACUGAGGAGCAGCUGUCUGAGCACCCUGUGCAGCACACCAAGGGCCCCGAGAGUCUGGGUGUGGAGGCUGAGACCCGGAUAAAUGACAGGUCUCCAGUUGGCACGUCCCCACCUCAGAAGGAGGCACCCAGCCUGGAGAAGGGGGCCCCAGCCCAAAAAACGGUGCCAGCCGAAUGUCAUGAGAAAGUCCCCAGCAGCCGGGAGAAGCGAGAGUCGCGGCGGCAGCGAGGGUUGGAGCAUGUUGAGCUACAGAACAAACACAUCCAGUCCUGCAAGGAGGAGAGCAGCACCCACAGAGAACCUUCCAGAAGGGCCAGCCUGGACAUAGGGGAGAGCAUCCCUGAGGACACAAAGGGACCCAGGGAAGAUGGACUGCCCUUGGAGGUGUGGACUGAGGCCAUAGCCCCCUCUCCUCCAAAGCAUUUGCAGGUGGGAGGAGCCCCACCUCAGAGCCCCGGUCCCGGCCCUGUGCAGAGGCCCACCAGCCUAGCCCUAGACAGCAGGGUCAGUCCUAUGGUCCCCAGCAGCACCCCUGAGUCCCCCAAGGAUAAGGACAAGGCAGAGAGUCCCAGUGGCUCCACCCAGAUCCAUCGAUACCAACACCCAGACAUGGAGCGCCUGGCCACAGCUGUGGAGAGCUGGCGAGGCAAGAAGCUGCUGGCUGCUGGUGGCACCAGUGCCAUGCUGAGCCAAUCGCUGGACCUGAGUGAGAAGCACCGGGCUGCAGCCCUCACUCCCACAGAGGAGAGGCGCAUCUCUUUCUCCACCAGUGACGUUUCCAAGCUGUCUCCGGGCAAGGUACAGGCUUCAGCUGAAAUCGAUGGGGACCUGAGCACCAAGAAGCCAUCCAUCCACAAGAAGAAGUCGGGAGAUGCGUCCACUGGUCUCGAUGCGGGCCUGUCUCCUGGCUCCCAGGGUGACUCGAAAUCUGCCUUUAAGCGGCUCUUCCUGCACAAAGCCAAGGAUAAGAAACCCAGCCUGGAGGGUGUGGAGGAGACUGAGGGCAGUGGCGGGCAAACCCCACAGGAAGCCCCCACCAAGAAGAGUCUAGAAGCUCCUUCUAGCCAGCAGCACCGCCAGGCUGCAGGCGAGAAGCCCCCCAAAGGAAAGAAGAACCGAAAUCGCAAGGUGGGCCAGAUCACAGUGUCCGAGCGGUGGCGGGAGUCGGUGUUCCGCAAGAUCACCAACGCCAAUGAGCUCAAGUUUCUGGACGAGUUUCUGCUCAACAAGGUGAACGACCUUCGCUCACAGAAGACGCCCAUCGAGAGCCUGUUCAUUGAGGCCACUGAGCGCUUCAGGAGCAACAUUAAGACCAUGUACUCUGUGCCUAACGGGAAGAUCCACGUAGGCUACAAGGACCUGAUGGAGAACUAUCAGAUCGUGGUCAGCAACCUGGCCUCCGAGCGUGGGGAGAAGGACACGAACCUGGUCCUCAACGUCUUCCAGUCAUUGCUGGACGAGUUCACGCGCAGCUACACCAAGGCCGACUUUGAAUCCACCAAGCAGAGCAAAGCCCAGAAGAAGAAGCGGAAGCAGGAGCGUGCCGUCCAGGAGCACAACGGACACGUGUUCGCCAGCUACCAGGUGAACAUCCCGCAGUCGUGUGAGCAGUGCCUCUCCUACAUCUGGCUCAUGGACAAGGCCCUGCUGUGCAGUGUGUGCAAGAUGACCUGCCACAAGAAGUGUGUGCACAAGAUCCAGAGCUACUGCUCCUACCCAGGAAGGAGGAAGGGUGAGCCGGGGGCCGAGCCAGGCCACUUUGGGGUGUGUGUGGACAGCCUGACCAGUGACAAGGCCUCCGUGCCCAUUGUGCUGGAGAAGCUUCUGGAGCACGUAGAGAUGCACGGCCUGUACACCGAGGGCCUCUACCGCAAAUCAGGCGCUGCCAACCGGACGCGGGAACUGCGGCAGGCACUGCAGACAGACCCCGCCGCGGUGAAGCUGGAGGACUUCCCCAUCCACGCCAUCACCGGUGUCCUGAAGCAGUGGCUGCGGGAGCUGCCUGAGCCCCUCAUGACCUUUGCGCAGUACGGGGACUUCCUCAGGGCUGUUGAGCUGCCAGAGAAGCAGGAGCAGCUGGCUGCCAUCUACGCAGUCCUGGACCACCUGCCUGAGGCCAACCACACCUCCCUGGAGCGACUCAUCUUCCACCUUGUCAAGGUGGCCCUGCUUGAGGAUGUGAACCGGAUGUCUCCGGGAGCUCUGGCCAUCAUCUUCGCACCCUGCCUGCUGCGCUGCCCUGAUAACUCCGACCCCCUGACCAGCAUGAAGGAUGUGCUGAAGAUUACCACGUGUGUGGAGAUGCUCAUCAAAGAACAGACGAGGAAGUACAAAGUGAAGAUGGAGGAGAUCAACCAGCUGGAGGCAGCCGAGAGCAUCGCAUCCCGCAGGCUCUCCCUGCUGCGGCACAAUGCUCUAUGGCCUCUCAAACUGGGGUUUUCGUCUCCCUAUGAGGGGGUCCGGACCAAAAGCCCCAGGACCCCAGUGGUUCAGGACAGCAACCUGGAGGAGCUGGAGGCGCUCCCCGAGGAGGCUGCAGGCGGCGAUGAGGACCGGGAAAAGGAGAUUCUCAUGGAGCGGAUCCAAUCCAUCAAAGAAGAGAAGCAAGACAUCACAUACCGGCUGCCGGAGCUGGACCCGCGAGGCUCUGACGAGGAAAAUCUGGACUCUGAGACAUCAGCCAGCACCGAGAGCCUGCUGGAGGAGAGGGGCGCGCGGGGGGCUGUGGAAGGGCCCCCCGCACCUGCUCUCCCCUGCCCCAGUGUGCCCACCCCGAGCCCCCUCCCCGUGGCCGCCGCCCCUCCACGCCGAAGGCCGACAUCCUUCGUCACGGUCAGAGUGAAGACACCCCGGAGGACCCCUGUCAUGCCCACGGCCAACAUCAAGCUCCCGCCGGGCCUGCCUUUGCACCUGACCAGCUGGGCACCUGCUCUCCAGGAGGCCGAUGUUCCAGUGAGGCGCAGAGAGCCACCCGCUCGCCGACAGGACCAGGUGCACUCUGUAUACAUCACCCCUGGGGCUGGCCUGCCCUCGCAGGGCACCCUAGAACCCCUGGACCACAGUGCCACACUUCCUGGGGCCAAACGCAGGUACUCCGACCCCCCUACCUACUGUCUGCCCCCCAGCUCUGGCCAGGCCAAUGGCUGAGGACUGUGGUGGGCAGUCUGCACGUCCUGGAACCCCAGAUCUGGGUGCCCCCGCUGUGGAGCUGGCCUUCACUGUCUGAGAAGGAUCCAGAACGAAAGGCUCCCAGAGGGAUGAGGUGGGCACCGGCUCUGUGUGUCAUGGAGGCCAGGAGCUGAUGGCCAGAAGUCACCAGAGGCCCCAUCUGCACAGCAGUGGCCCUUUGUGCUUCAGUAACUGUUUCUCCGUUUACAU
This is a messenger RNA of Acomys russatus (golden spiny mouse), 6726 nucleotides long. RefSeq names its product myosin IXB (gene Myo9b). The record is from RefSeq and is a predicted model, not a curated record. Gene Ontology annotation, biological process: actin filament-based movement; Rho protein signal transduction. NCBI's taxonomy places the organism in Eukaryota, Metazoa, Chordata, Mammalia, Rodentia, Muridae. Gene Ontology annotation, cellular component: myosin complex. Gene Ontology annotation, molecular function: ATP binding; GTPase activator activity; protein binding.